CUUCAUCAUAUCUCACUUCCCUAGCACAUACCUCUCCUUUACUUAAUCCCCUUUCUCUCACCAAACACAAAAUGGGAGGAACUUCACCGUGUGCUUCCUGCAAGCUCCUCCGCCGCCGUUGCGCCAAGGACUGCAUCUUUGCUCCUUACUUCCCCUCUGAUGACCCCCAGAAAUUUGCCAUUGUUCAUAAGGUUUUCGGCGCCAGCAACGUCAGUAAAAUGCUGCAGGAGCUUCCGGUUCAUCAGAGGGCGGACGCGGUGAACAGCCUGGUGUACGAAGCAAACGCAAGGAUGAGAGACCCAGUUUACGGCUGCGUUGGCGCCAUAUCUUACCUUCAGAACCAGGUUUCCGAGCUACAAAUGCAGCUGGCGGUGGCUCAGGCGGAAAUACUUUGCAUCCAGAUGCAGCAAGAACCGGUGAUACCUGCUCCGGCUGCGAUAGACGAACCAGAGGACAAGUCAUUCCUUCUCCACCCUCAGUACUUCAACUUUGCUUCUUCUUCAUCUAGCAAUGUAAUUCCCGACUACUCUCUGAAUCGAGAGAGCGUCUUCGGACACGACAUGGUUUCUUAAUAAUAAAAAAAAUGUCAUGUA
Molecule: messenger RNA, 593 nt
Organism: Rubroshorea leprosula
Lineage: Eukaryota; Viridiplantae; Streptophyta; Magnoliopsida; Malvales; Dipterocarpaceae
Source: the annotation of a GenBank genome assembly